AUGUCUGCAGACAACACAACCCACCUAGCCCCUAAUGGCUGCCCACUCGAGAGUCGCCCGGAAGAUCCGACCCAUCUCUUUUCUUCCGAGGGUAUCACCCUCGACCUACCAAGGAUCGGAUGGAUAGGAACAGGAUGCUGUACGUUAAUAGCGACCUUCCUCUCCUUUUUCUUGAUCUACCGGCAUUACCAAUACUAUACCAAGCCUAAUCAGCAGCGCUACAUCGUCCGGAUGUUGCUCAUGGUACCGAUCUACGCCAUCACUUCCUGGUUCUCCUUCGUCUACGUACGUGAGGCGGUCUACUACGACGAGAUCCGAGUCCUCUACGAGGCCUUCGUUAUCGCGUCCUUCCUGAUCCUUAUGCUCCAAUACCUCGGAGACUCACUCGAGGAACAAAAACGGGUGCUCAAGCGCCACAAGAAGACCGAGCGAUGGUUCUUCCCGUUGUGUUGCCUCAAAUACAAUCCAUCGCGUCCACAUUUCUUACAGUUCAUGAAAUGGGGGAUCCUCCAGUACGUGCCCCUGAACGUCUUGGGGACGAUCCUGACGAUUACCUUGCAGAUCAUGGGGAACUAUUGUGAGAGUAGCUGGAAUCCAAAGUUUGGGCACGUUUGGAUCAUGAUGAUUAACUUUGUGUCCGUUUCCAUGGCAACCUAUUUCUUGAUCAUGUUUUAUGUUACGAUCCGCGAGGAUUUAAAAGACUAUGACCCAUUCUACAAGUUCCUGGCUGUCAAACUGGUCGUUUUUUUCUCGUUCUGGCAAUCGAUCGUGGUCGAAGGAUUGGUCUACUUUGGUCUGAUCAAGGCAACAAAGUACUGGUCCACAUCCGAUAUCUCUGUCGGUAUCAAUGCCGUCCUGAUCGACAUCGAGAUGGUCUUCUUCGCAUUGAUGCACCUCAGAGCCUUCAGCUACAAGCCCUAC
Gamsiella multidivaricata is the source of this 921-nucleotide messenger RNA. RefSeq names its product organic solute transporter subunit alpha/Transmembrane protein. The transcript is spliced from 5 exons. The record is from RefSeq and is a predicted model, not a curated record. The annotation marks the transcript as partial. Gene Ontology annotation, biological process: transport. Gene Ontology annotation, molecular function: transporter activity. Lineage: Eukaryota; Fungi; Mortierellomycota; Mortierellomycetes; Mortierellales; Mortierellaceae.